GAGCUGUCGAAAGAGGGAGAGAGGAGCAUAUCGCCUUCUGGAGCUUCUCAUUCUGUCCGCCUCAUGUCGUGAAAGUCACAGAGAAUCGAGAUCCGAUCCGAAAGCCGGACAUUCUACACUAAAGGGUCUGUGGGGGCAGAGUCUCUCCGGGGGGGGCCAGAAGUGAGUGCAGCCGGAGCGCUCCGCUAUGGAGGGCAGGGAACGACAGAACGAGAGAAAGAACGAGUGGAGGAGAGGAUUCACACAGCCGGAGAACACACCUUUCCACAGUUAAACCCAAUCACACGUCUGCCAUGUCCACCUGGCCCGCGCUCCUAUUGGUCUCCCUCUGCCUGUGGGAGGAGCUUUGGGGAGCGAAGGUUCUAAGGAGGCGGGGCCUGGGAGAUCACGCACAAAUGCAACUGGACAGGAGGCCGGCUGAGGCUGACCAAUGGGAGGAGAGCAUUGAGGAUAACGCGGUCCCGUUGGUGGAGCUGAGCGAGCAGUCCCACAGUGCUCAGGGGAAGCUCCAGGGCGUCCCUCAGGGGUCUACACCCAAGAAUAGGUCCGUUUAUCAUCGCCCAGGCCCCGGGAGAGCGGCGGGGGGCCCCAGGGCCAGAGCCGGGGCCAGAGACGGGGCCCAGCCCCCUCCUGUCCGCUACAAACAGGACUGCCCCCGCACCAACCUGACCUGCUUCAGCAGGACCGUGACGGUCAGAACCGGAGUGCGACCGGACACGCCCGCCCUCGCUCCGGAUCAACCCCAGGCCCGGCGCAACUCCAACAGGGCCCCGCCCAAAUCUGCAGCCAGGCCCAAUCCGGGCAGGCCGGAGGGCGUGGCGAGGGGCGGGGCGAGGGGCGGGGCCAGUUCUGCACUGCGCGGGGUAUUGGACCUGGACGCUGUCACUCAAAACGCACUCUCAGAUGGGCCCCGGAAAGAGACGGCCCUCCACAGAGGGGCCGGAGACGAACGCAAGGGGGCCCCCGAAUCGAUGCCUCGCGGGGGCCACUUCCUGAAGCUGGAGCCGGGGCCGGGGGUGGGCGGGGCCAGGGGGCGGGGCCUGGUGUUCCAGGAGGGAGAGGAAACCCGGAGCCGGAGCAGGAGGAGCUGGAUCUGGAACCAGUUCUUUGUGAUCGAGGAGUACAGCGGACCUGAGCCUGUGCUGAUCGGCAGGCUGCACACAGACAUGGACCGGGGUGACGGGCGCACUAAGUACGUGCUGCGGGGAGAGGGGGCGGGCUCGGUGUUUGUGAUUGACGAGAAGACGGGGAACAUCCACGUGACCAAGCCCCUGGACCGCGAGGAGAAGGACGAGUACCGCCUGAUCGCCACGGCGACGGACCGCCAGACGGACCGGGCGCUGGAGCCGUCCUCCCAGUUCAUCAUCCGCGUGCAGGACAUCAACGACAACCCGCCGCUGUUCCAGAGCGCGCCCUACAGCGCCACCGUGCCCGAGAUGGCCAACAUCGGUACAUCCAUAAUCCAGGUAACGGCGACAGAUGCAGAUGACCCUACCUAUGGGAACAGUGCCAGGCUGGUGUACACACUGGUCCAGGGACAAGAGUACUUCUCUGUAGAUCCUCAGACAGGGAUCGUGCGCACGGCGGUGCCGGACCUGGACCGGGAGACCCAGGCAGAGCACCUGCUGGUCCUGCAGGCCAAGGACAUGGGGGGCCACCUGGGGGGGCUGUCAGGGACAACCACCGUCACCAUCCACCUCAGCGACGUCAACGACAACCCGCCUCGCUUCAGACAGACUCAGGCGUCGGACCUUGACGCAGGCGUCAGCUCGCUGCACACAGAGUUCGGUCCCCAGUCUCGCCAAAGCCGCGGCUCCUGUCGUUCUCUGUGUCGGAGCUGGCAGUACCCGGGGCGGAGGUGGGGCCGUCUCUCAGCAACAGAUGCAGACCUGGACGACAACGCCAAACUGGAAUAUACCAUCCUGGAGGGCGAAGGGGGGGACACCUUCAACAUCACCGGACUGAACCAAGAGGCCAUCAUCACCCUGAACAAGAUGUUACUAAAGCAGCAUUCAUUCAAAAUUGUCUUCACACUACUGAAAGUAGAGAAUUGCAUCUAA
This is a messenger RNA of Conger conger (European conger), 2060 nucleotides long. Its product is annotated as cadherin-24-like. Bases 294 to 2060 code for a protein of 588 amino acids. Gene Ontology annotation, cellular component: catenin complex; plasma membrane; adherens junction. Gene Ontology annotation, biological process: calcium-dependent cell-cell adhesion; homophilic cell-cell adhesion; multicellular organism development. Lineage: Eukaryota; Metazoa; Chordata; Actinopteri; Anguilliformes; Congridae. The record is from RefSeq and is a predicted model, not a curated record. Gene Ontology annotation, molecular function: cadherin binding; calcium ion binding. The transcript has 8 exons.